Messenger RNA from Mizuhopecten yessoensis (Yesso scallop), 1061 nucleotides. Its product is annotated as U6 snRNA-associated Sm-like protein LSm2. Gene Ontology annotation, molecular function: RNA binding. NCBI's taxonomy places the organism in Eukaryota, Metazoa, Mollusca, Bivalvia, Pectinida, Pectinidae. Gene Ontology annotation, biological process: mRNA splicing, via spliceosome. The coding region runs from base 57 to 347 and encodes 96 amino acids. The transcript has 4 exons. Gene Ontology annotation, cellular component: P-body; U4/U6 x U5 tri-snRNP complex; U6 snRNP. The record is from RefSeq and is a predicted model, not a curated record.
AUUUUAACCGGAAGUAAAAUGUUCUCGCAAAAUCACGUUGCCAAAAAACCGGCAAGAUGUUGUUCUACUCAUUCUUCAAAUCUUUAGUGGGUAAAGAUGUGGUGGUAGAGCUGAAAAAUGACCUCAGUAUAUGUGGUACUCUACAUUCUGUGGAUCAGUUCCUGAACAUCAAACUGACAGACAUCUCAGUUACAGAUCCAGACAAAUAUCCACACAUGUUGUCUGUGAAGAACUGUUUCAUCAGAGGAUCAGUUGUGAGGUACGUCCAGUUGCCAGCUGAUGAGUGUGACACACAGCUUCUACAGGACGCUGCCAGGAAAGAGGCCGUACAGAACCGACAGAGAUGAUCUUCCCUAACAGAACACACGAUAAAAAGAGACAAUUUAGAUCAGAGUUGAUCAGGCAGCAGGGACCAACACAACAAAUACCAAUGAAAAGUUGUUACAGUUGUUGGACACACAAGAGUUUCUGACACAGACUGUCAACAGUUGUACUGAAUAUUCUCUGUUAAUUCAGAGAUCCAUAUCAGCUCUAAUGACCCUUGUUUAAGAAUAUGAGGUAUAAGUUGUAGAUGUGAUCUGAGGCGAUGGUGUGAGAGAGAGUGAGCGAGCAACCAGAUGUAUGGGAGAGAAAGUAGAUGUAAAAUUUUACAAUAUCGUGUUUGUAAGAGGUUUGACUUAUAUAAGGGAGGGAAGUGCAGUGAAAGACAAUUGAGAGGACAGAGUUGGAUGAGAUAUGUGGGAGAGUAACAAACUAUAUCACUACUACAAUUUAACAUAUGUACAAUGGAUAGGGAGACAAUUAUUCCAAAUAUGUUUUAAACUUCAGAUUUCGAAGUGUAGUGUAACGGAUUGAAAUCUAAAACAGUCAGAUGAACAUCUUGUUUCCUUUUUAAAUUUUGUCACACCAGAACUAGUGUAUAUUUUGUGAUUUAGUACUACACUUCCUAACAAGUCCAUGUUACUGAGCAGUGAAACAGUGUUUCUGGUGAAAAAAUAUCACUAAUUAAUACAUGUAUUCUUACUGAAAAAUUAAAUCUUGCAUAUGUUUAAUGAAGUGAA